GCUGGAUGCGUCACUUCCGGUCGGUCUCCGGCUUCAUUCAGUUCCCUCAGAAGGUCGAGGCGAGUCAUGAAGUUGCGGGUGGUCGUGCACCUCACCGUCCUUUGGAGCUGCCUGAUCUGCUCCCAAACAUCUGAGGGGGAAAGCCUGGGGAGAGGAUUUGGAGAUCAUAUUCACUGGAGAACACUAGAUGAUGGUAAAAAAGAAGCUGAAGCCAGUGGUCUGCCGCUGAUGUUGAUUAUACAUAAAAGCUGGUGUGGUGCUUGUAAAGCACUGAAACCGAAGUUUGCUGCUUCCCAGGAGAUCUCGGAACUGGCACAUAACUUUGUUAUGGUGAACGUAGAGGAUGAUGAGGAACCAAAGGAUUCGGCAUUUAGCCCAGAUGGAGGCUACAUACCUAGGAUUUUAUUCUUGGAUGCUCGAGGUACAGUUCAUCCUGAGAUCGUUAAUCAAAAUGGAAAUCCAAAAUACAAAUAUUUCUACAGUUCUGCUGACCAAGUGGUGUUUGCCAUGAAGGAAGCCCAAGAAAAGCUGACUGGUGACGUAGCUGCACACCGAUACACAGAUGAAUUUUGAGCUGAUCAGCCGCUGGCAUCUGUACACUGUCGGACAAGAGAGAAUGUUAGAUUUAUCCAAAAUAGUUUACUGAUUUAACAUUGUGAUAUUAUUUGAAGGUUUUUUUUUGUUUUUAUUACUGAUCUUCAGAAUCAGAGUAAAUCUAGAAGGGCAUUCUUGAAUUUUCACAUCUUUGGAAGAUUAUAUCUAUUUCUAAGAAGUACUAUUAUGGAAUGGCUGAUUGCAUUUCUGUUAAUGAUAGUACUUUAAUGCAUGUAUCCUGGUUGUAAUCUAGUGAAAUUCUAAAUAAUGUUUGCAGACAAUUUUUUUUAAGUGUUUUGAAAAAUUGGUGCCUAAAACUCAUUGCUUAGUGCAAAAUCUCUGCUGUUAGAAUAUUUGUCAUGACAUGCUGCAUUUUCCAUGGAUCCAAAUUGCGUUUCUCCCAGGUUACAGCUAAAGCCUUGGUAAAUAUUACCAAUGUAGUUCUUUUAUUAACUUGUUGAAUUUUAAUAGUCUUUUCUUAAGUUACUUAAAUAUAAAGUAUUUCCUCAGAUUGAAUUGGCUCAAACUCAGCCGGUGAUAAUUUGAGCUAUAUGUCAGUUGAUACAUGGAAGUUAAUUCUGAACUAUGUAUUUAGAAACAUAAAGAUUCAGGUUUCAAAAAAAAGGCAUGAUUUUCAUCGUCUUGUAUCGUGGAAGACCUCUGACUUGAGCCAGGGUGUCAUAACUUUAAAAAUACUUAAUGACUUUGCCUUGAAAUUCCAUCCUCUUUUUGUUCUAUAGAUAGUCUAGUUAUUUGCUGAACUAGGGUGUUAGCCCUGGAAUUUGGCUGCACACAUUGGAGCUUCUGGUAUUUGGAAUCAUGAGGAAACCUUUUGGUUUGGCACCCCUCCAGAGAGGAAACCUAAUGUUGAGUAAACAGAGGGGAAAAGAUGGAAUAUGCAUAUUGCUCUCUGGUGGAUUCAUGAUGUAUGCAGCACUGGGGGAAGGGGAAACUUUAGCCUGAAUGCAAAUGAGAUCUUGGGAUAUAUUUGUAAUAAUGGACCAGAAUGUUUGCUAAGAUACUGAUGUAUUGGAUCCUACUAUUUUGCAGCAUAAAUAUCUGUCAUGAGGAUCAUGUAGAAUUACAAUGACAACUUGGAAACCUCGAAGUAUUAGUAGUUCUGAAUUCAAAUGAUUUUGAAAGUCUUAAUGAAGUGGCAAUCCUAAAUGGCUGGAAAGCUCUAUGAAAGUAAUUAGCUUUAAUAUAGUUCUACUGAUCUGGAUGCUAAUCGUAAAUAUUUGGGAUCAAAUUCAGGCUACUUGUUUUGCAUUUUUGCAUAGCUUGAGGUGGCAAAGUUUUCCUAGAACUGUUUCUAAGUGUCAUGAUGUUUAUAAAGAAUAUUUCUAAUCUUUUAUCAUUUUAGCUUAAUGGAGUCCAUAUGGGGCCAUAUAAGAAUAUUUUUCCACAUUUUUCUCCUGCAUAAUCUCAUUUCUUAACAGCAGAAUAUGUAACCUGGGUGUAUGUGACUGAUUGGAAAUGAUCUACCAUGAAAAUUUAUAAGAAUGAAGUUGGUCUAAUCAAAGAGCCAAUGUAAUUUCUGUACUUUUGAACAACUUAAUGUCCUGUCCUGUCUCAAAAACAAAUCAGAUAAACUUGUAAAACCUAGGCUUUUCUUUCUGUUGAAAUGUAUGAAGGGAUUCCUUGAAGAUAUAAUGGUGGGGGUGCAGUGUAAUUGUACUUGUAUUUUCUCACUUCUGUAUUUUUGAUACACUUUUUGGAAUGAAAAAUAUAAAGCUGAAAGAAAUUGUACAACAUA
Molecule: messenger RNA, 2350 nt
Organism: Pristis pectinata (smalltooth sawfish)
Lineage: Eukaryota; Metazoa; Chordata; Chondrichthyes; Rhinopristiformes; Pristidae
Gene: txndc12
Product: thioredoxin domain containing 12 (endoplasmic reticulum)
Exons: 7
Coding region: 67-573 (168 amino acids)
Cellular component (GO): endoplasmic reticulum
Source: RefSeq, a predicted model, not a curated record